AUGGAAAUGCAUCAAUCACAACAAAUCGAUUUUUGUCGAGAUCUUUCCUUAUCAACAAAGAACGAUGAUGAACAGAAUAGUUCCAUGCAAUCAUCGAUAGAAAAGCAACAAAUUCAACCUUUAAAAUGUUCAAAUCCUAUUAUGAAUCGUCUAUCUCUGUUACCAGCUUAUCCAACAUUUGAUCGAUUUGGACCUAUUAAUCGAGAUCAUUUACUUUUAGCAAAUGUAUCUUGUCAAGAAUUAACCCAUGAACAACAACGACGUCGUAAUCAUUAUACAUUUCAUCAACCAUUUACUAUUAUUGAUCAAAGUGUUGAUAUUAGUGUUCGACCAUUCUUUAUCUAUAUCUAUCAUCAUUUAUAUGAAGAUUUAGCACAACGUUUUCAUGUUAAUAAUGCUAUUCUUGAUUAUAACUAUGAACGUCUUCGUCAAUGUCUAAAUAUUAUGACACAAGAACGAAUUCAAUAUGAUUAUUUGUCUGAGACUACUAUUGGUAGUGAAAAAUUACGUAUCGAUGAGUAUGCUCUAGCAUUAGAGUUUUAUCUACAAAUUGAUGAUGAAUUAUUUUUUAUGAAAACAUGUUGUUUUCGUAAUGCUCAACCAUCAUUAUACAAUCAUCAUGGUAUCUUCUGUAUUGAUGAACCAAAAGCUCUCUACGGUCUAAAAUCAUGUGAACAAGUUACAUGUCGAUUUUGUUUUCCCAUCACCGAUAUUCUUACUCGUGGUCGACAAAGUCAACCAGUUGUUCAAUUUUCAUCAGCACAAAAACAUCGUUUUGUCAAUGGAUAUGAAGCUAUUCUUAAUUGUCCAGCGACUUGUACUACAAAGAAUAUCAUCUAUGCAUUGACAUGUCCAUGUGGCCAAUAUGAUUAUAUUGGAUAUACAGCAAUGUCAUUAGAUGAACAACUUAAAUAUCAUCGUGAGCAUGGUAAUCGGAUCAUGCAUGAAUUUAUUCUUGGUUCAGUCAAUAGUAGUCGUAUGCGACAACAAACUAAAUCACAAGAAGAAUUAACAGUUGAUAAUCAAUUACUUUACAAACAUUCAGCUCGUUGUUCAUAUGCUAUUCAAAUGUUUCUGGAUUGUAAUCCACAAUAUUGGUGUUUCGUACCGAUGUCAAAGAUGGAAGCACGAACACAAAAUCUUACAUCUGAUUUCCCAAGUAAUAUUACAAUGUUUCCAUCGAAUAUUCAUUCACGUCGUGAUCAAGAAGCUAGUACAUACAUGAUUGAUUUACCUUUAUUGCCAUCAGAAAACUAUACGUUUUCGACAUAUCAACGUACUCAACAAUUUUGUAUGUUCAAAGAGAAAUAUGAUCUUCUUCAGCCUAACGUUCAUCUAGAUCUGUAUAAUGCUACCAUCAUUGCUGUUUUACCGGAGAAUUGUUCCGAAUUAUUUUAUCGAUUAAUCGAAGCAUUAUUCAUUACACAUGCUCAAACUAAAUUAAAUACAUUGGGUCAUUUAGAUGGUAUGAUUGUUGAAAAUAACAAUUGUAAUGAUAUAAAUGCACGCAUGGUUGAUGAUCGUCGUGGUAAUUGGUGUCAAAAUCUUGUUCGUCGUCCUAGCAUAUUUUGGUUAUUAUUUAGUAAAAUGUCAACUGAUAAACCAGAUCUGCAAGAAGGUCAACCACAUGAUCUGAUCCUUUCCACGGCAGAAGAAGUCAUACAGACGCAAGAAGAAUCGAAGAAGAACAAGAAAAAGAAAUGUCGUGGUAAUCGUAAACUACAAAGGUUUAGAGCAAAACUGAGACGACAAGGAUUGAAUAAUGAAGCAAUUACAACAGUAAUAAAUACAUACAAUAAUCCAUCUCGACCUGAAGAAGAAGAAAAUGUACAGAAUACUGAUGUGAAUGUACAAGAUUUUAUUGAAUUACAUCAACAGGUAGGAUACCUCUCUUUUCGUAUAUUUUUUUCAAAUAAAAAAGUAACAUCAUAG
Messenger RNA from Adineta steineri, 1932 nucleotides. The record is from the annotation of a GenBank genome assembly. Lineage: Eukaryota; Metazoa; Rotifera; Eurotatoria; Adinetida; Adinetidae.